AUGUCUACAGUCACCAUACAAAUUCUUUGUCAGAUUUUCCUAAGCUCCAUUUUUGGGGCAACCCUUAACCAGUGUCUUUUUAUUCUUGGACUCAAAUAUACAACACCAACAAUAGCAUCUGCAUUAAGCAAUUUACUUCCAGCAAUCACCUUCAUCAUAGCUGUUCCUUUUGGAUUGGAGAAAGUGGGAAUCAAGAGGAGAUCAGGGCAAGCUAAUGUGUUGGGAACAAUAUUAUGUAUUGGUGGUGCCAUGUUAAUGACAUUUUACAAAGGCAGGGUCAUCAACAUUAUGAAAUCCAACAUCCAUUGGAGAUAUGCUAAGAGGAUGCAGCAGAGAUCAGACUCUAGCAGUGAAUCCAACUUGUUUUUGGGGCCCUUGCUUUUGUUUGUGUCUUGCAGCUCUUGGGCACAAUGGCUAAAACGAGCAAGACAUUUGAAGCUCCUUACUCAAGCACAGCUUUACUAUGUUUUAUGGGUAGCACUCAGUGUGGAGUCGUUGGAAUAUGCGUGGAGCACAAUAUUUCUGGAUGGUCUUUAA
Telopea speciosissima is the source of this 537-nucleotide messenger RNA. RefSeq names its product WAT1-related protein At1g09380-like. Lineage: Eukaryota; Viridiplantae; Streptophyta; Magnoliopsida; Proteales; Proteaceae. Gene Ontology annotation, molecular function: transmembrane transporter activity. The coding region runs from base 1 to 537 and encodes 178 amino acids. Gene Ontology annotation, cellular component: plasma membrane. The record is from RefSeq and is a predicted model, not a curated record. The transcript has 4 exons.